Molecule: messenger RNA, 2499 nt
Organism: Ylistrum balloti
Lineage: Eukaryota; Metazoa; Mollusca; Bivalvia; Pectinida; Pectinidae
Product: tRNA uridine 5-carboxymethylaminomethyl modification enzyme MnmG-like
Exons: 2
Coding region: 1-2499 (832 amino acids)
Biological process (GO): tRNA methylation; tRNA wobble uridine modification
Cellular component (GO): cytosol
Molecular function (GO): flavin adenine dinucleotide binding
Source: RefSeq, a predicted model, not a curated record
AUGGAUUGGGAAGCAAUAGUAAUAGGUGGAGGGCACGCUGGCAUAGAAGCAAGCUUAGCACUAGCACGGCUUGGUCAUGCUACAGUGCUUAUAACACAGAACCUAGACACCAUAGGCAAGUUGUCGUGCAACCCCGCAGUUGGUGGACUUGCAAAAGGAAACAUGGUUCGCGAAAUAGAUGCGCUUGGAGGGCAGAUGGGGCGCUUAAUAGAUGCAACCAUGAUACAAUUCCGGAUAUUAAACAAAAGCAAGGGGCCCUCAGUACAGUCUCCACGAGCGCAGGCAGAUAAGCUAGCGUAUCAAGUAGAGGCAAAAAAAAGCGUAGAGCAGGAGAAAAAACUCAGUCUCUUGCAAGGCACUGUUGUUGAUCUGCUUAUACAGGAAUCAGCAAAAGGGAAACAAGUUUGUGGUGUGCGAAUAGAUACAGGAGCAGUAGUAACUGCAAAGGUUGUGGUACUUACAACAGGCACCUUUUUGAAUGGAAAAAUUUUUAUUGGCGAGUACACAGCAAGUGGAGGAAGACUUGCAGAGCCAGCCACCGCAGGGAUUGAAAUAGUCUUGCAAGAAGCAGGUAUUAGCAUGGGAAGACUUAAAACAGGAACUCCAGCUAGAGUACACAAACGAUCGCUCCAUUUUGAAAAACUACAGCAGCAGUUUGGAGACGAAACCAUUACCCCUUUUUCUUUUUCUCAGCAGCAUAUAGACAAAGAGCAGGUUGCAUGCUAUCUCAGCAAUACAACAGAAGAAACACACCGGUGCAUACGUAAUAAUAUGCACAGGUCGCCACUGUAUUCGGGCAAAAUAAUAGGUUCAGGACCUCGCUACUGUCCCUCUAUAGAGGAUAAAGUGCAGAAAUUUCCUGAUAGAGAGCAGCACCAAGUUAUUAUAGAACCAGAAGGCCUCAGCACCGAAGAGAUGUACCUGAAUGGACUCUCUACUUCCUUACCUACCGAUGUUCAAGAAGAGUUUAUCCAUACUAUACCUGGCUUAGAGCAGGCAGAGUUAUUACGUCCAGGCUAUGCGGUAGAGUACGAUUACUGCGACCCCUCGCUUUUAUACGAGCAUUUAGAAAGCAAAUACAUCUCGCGCCUUUUUCUCGCAGGUCAAAUUAAUGGAACUUCUGGGUAUGAAGAGGCAGCGGCACAGGGUCUUAUGGCAGGUAUAAACGCAUCAGCAUUGUUACGAAACAUGGAGCCUCUUAUUCUCAGCAGGAGCGAGGCGUACAUCGGUGUUCUUAUUAACGACUUAGUAACACUUGGAACCAAAGAACCAUAUAGAAUGUUUACAUCACGUGCUGAACAUCGAAUGAAUCUGAGGCACGACAGUUCUGACCUACGUCUUGCAGAGCUUGGCUACACAGUAGGGCUUAUUGAUGAACUGAGCAUGCAGCGUGUUAAUAAAAAAAGAAAUGACGUCAAAGAACUCAAAAAGCUCUUGAGCACACGUCGUGUAAAUAAAAGAAUAGUGGAUGCAGAACCAUCUCUUAAAACACAGCUUGGAGUACAUUUCUUGCAAUUACUACGCCGUCCCGACAUGGAUAUUUCUAUGCUUAUGAGCUAUCUCGGAGCGGGGGAUAUCAUACAUUCUUUUCAUUCUGAUGUACUGCACCAGACAGAAAUUGAUAUAAAAUACGAGGGGUUUAUUCGAAGAGAAGAGCAGAAAAUAGAAAAAUUAAAAAAAAUAGAAAAAAAGCUAAUCUCUCCAAGCAUUAAUUACGAUAAUAUAAAAGGGCUAUCAAAUGAAUGCCGUGAAAAAUUGAAGCAAAUGAAACCACGAACCUUACAGCAGGCUUCAAGGAUUUCAGGCAUUAGGCAAUCUGAUAUAAAGCUCCCAUCGAGCUCGGUAUCUAAGAGUAUUCUCAAUAGCACUCUUUCUAAUAAUAUUGUCUACAACAGGGUAAAUCAAGAUUUUGUCCCCGUGCUUAUACAAGGCGACGCUAUUGUAAGCGCUGAUUUUGCUGUUCGUAGAUUUCCCACCUUGCUUAUCUACGAUCCUAAUACUCGUACAGAAUUAGGUCGCUUGAGUGGCAUUAUGUCUCCUGAUAGUGUGUUUUCUCUUAUGACAUCAGCAUUAGAUGUAGUAAAUGAUACUGGCGGAGGUCGUGAAGUUUCAGAUUCGAACGCAAACUUUGGAGAUGAGGCGGGUUCUUUGUUCUCUGAAGACACUAAAACAUCUCUUAUCUAUGAAUACGAAGGGGGAGCUUUCAUUUACCUAGGAGAAAAUAACUGGGUGCACAGCACAAGUUUUUAUCCAAGGAUUAACUUUGUUCAAUUUCAUAAAGAUGAUGUACACUUCUUUAUUGCGAAUAGGGAACUAAAUAUUUACUUUGCUAUCCCACAAAAAGAGGCAAGUUUUUGGAUAUGGAAAAAGGGAAAGAAUGAAGGGGAUGUGAGCACUGAAGAUACUUGGAUAUAUGCUAACAAGAUAACAGACAUUACGCAAGGCUCUCUUUUCGAUUAUAUUGCAGAGAAUAGUGCAAUAGGUCAAGAAAACAACUAG